GAAAUUGCAGUGGUCAACAUGCAACAGGAGUUUUUGGGGACGCGAGUUUCCUUGCCUUUUCUCGCUCGAGCCGUUUUCAGCCCUUUGUAGACACCAUGAAGCGGCGGAUCCUUCGCUGCAUGGGCGUGACCAGCUGUCUCAUCGUCUUCUCUGGCAGCGGGCGAGGGUCCCUAGCGCCGCCCAUGAUGAGGCAAGUGCCCCAGGGCUUCGAUGGGACUGUGAGUUUUGCCUCCGACCUAUCCACAGAAGCGGCCAGGAGAGCAACAGCAGCACUGGAUGCUGAGACGGUGUCCCGCGUGACCUCAGCCAGCGACUACGGUGGCUUGGUUUGCUUGAUGAAUAUCAUCGGCCCCAAGCUCACGGUUCAGAUGAACAUGGAGGCCAAAGCGCUUCGGCAAAGUCUGCAACCAUCAACGUACUGGAAUCGGUGGCAAGAAGGUCGAGGAGAUGCCUAUCGAUUAAUUGAUAAGGAGACUUGUGAGCUGAUGGGUUACAGCGCUUUGACCUUUGCGGUGCACCUAUUAGCCGCCGUCUGUCAACGGCUGGACGAGCUUGGUAGAGGUGGAUCGACUGGGGUGAGACCCACUUCGAAGCUGCAACUGGCAUGCUUUCCCGCCGGAUCUGAGGGCUACGUGGCCCACACGGAUGGAUCAGCACUAGAGGAGUUGGAGGAUUCCAUGCCACCUGAUCAGAGAGCUAUGAUCUCUUCCAGGAGAGUCACCGCGAUCCUGUACCUGAACGACCACUGGGACGAAUCCUACGAUGGGGCACUUCGGGCCUACGGAGCUGAGAGCAGGGCAGAGGACUCCUACGUCGAUGCCUUGCCGCAUGGGGGUUCUUUGAUCCUCUUCCGCUCCAGGGAUGUGAUCCACGAAGUGCGGCCGACCAGCCAUGACCGCUAUGCGCUGACCAUGUGGUACGUCACGUAA
Messenger RNA from Durusdinium trenchii, 929 nucleotides. Lineage: Eukaryota; Dinophyceae; Suessiales; Symbiodiniaceae. The record is from the annotation of a GenBank genome assembly.